CAGGGGAGCCCGGGUGGACUAAAAACGUUGGUCACGCCUUAAAAGCAAGCGUUCUCCUCGCAUUGAGACGGCAAGGUUGUCUGACCAUAGUGUAGACCUAUAUCAGUAAAGAGGUCGUAGUUGGAGGCCUGAAGAUGCUUCUGUCUCCCAUCCGUUGUAUCAUCCUUCUUCUCCUUGUGAACUUCGUCUAUUCUGGACGAGUUCUGAGGAAGAUCAAGGAGCACGUGCGUAAAAUCCAGUAUGAGAAAGCGAAGAAGAAUGUGCUGAUGAGCGCAGUCAACGGGCAUAAACCCAUGAGCCAAGUGAGAGACGGGAAAAUUCACCAACCCCUGAACCACUUCGACAGUCAAAACGAUGAAACAUUUCCUCAGAGGUUUUUCGUGAAUGAAGCCUAUUGGGAGCGUCCUCAUGGCCCAGUGUUCCUGUUCAUCGGAGGGGAGGGCCCCAUCUCUGAGUUCAAUGUGCUGGCAGGCCACCAUGUGGACAUGGCUGAGGAGCACGGGGCCCUGCUUGUGGCCCUGGAGCAUCGUUUCUAUGGCGAGAGCAUCAACGAAGAUGGCCUGGAGACUGAGAACCUGGGAGACCUGUCCAGCCAGCAGGCUCUUGCCGACGUCGCAGAAUUCCAUCAAUACAUCAGCGAUCGCUUUGACCUCUCUGACAAGAAUACCUGGAUCAGCUUUGGAGGUUCCUAUGCUGGGGCCUUGUCUGCCUGGCUCAGGGGAAAGUUCCCUCACCUGGUCUACGGUGCUGUGGCCUCCUCUGCUCCUGUCAAAGCCAAACUGGACUUCUCCACCUUCAACAAAGUGGUGGGUCUGAGCCUUGCGGACGAGGACGUUGGAGGUUCAGAUAAGUGUGUGGGGGACAUCUGGGAGGCCUUUGCUGCCGUGGAGGCCGCCCUGUUUGCAGGGAAUGCCACUGAGGUGGGGAAGGACUUUGAGUGCUGUGAGAUCCCUGAGGAUCUGGAGGACCAGAUCGAGCUCAUGCAGAGCCUGGCCGACAUCGUCAUGGGAACCGUGGAGUACAACGAGGAGGGGGGAAUCCUGACUAUUGAGGAGAUAUGUAAAAUAAUGACCAAUGAGACAGAGACCUACGAUUCGGAGACUGAGGCAUACGACCGGCUGAUCAAGCUGGUGCAGAUCUUCCGGGCCACAGGCGAGGAGCCCUGUCUGGAUGCGUCCCACAAGCAGACCAUCGAGGACCUGAGUGACACCAAUCUGGACUCUGCCUACAAUGGAGAGAGACAGUGGUACUACCAGACCUGCACCGAGUUUGGCUUCUUCCAGACGUGUGAGGACGCCAGCUGUCCCUUCUCCCGCAUGUUGACCCUGCAGGCUCAGACUGACCUGUGUCCUGAGGUGUUCAACAUCCCCCAGCACAGUCUGCCCGGACACAUCGCCUUCACCAAUAAGUACUAUGGAGGAGACCACCCCGACACUGACAGGGUGCUCUAUGUCAAUGGUGACAUUGACCCCUGGCGUGAGCUCAGCGUUCUGGAAGAGGACUUGGACAAGGAGGACAAAGACAUGGCCAUCCUCAUCAAGGGCACCUCCCACUGUGCCGACAUGAACCCCGGCGGCGCUGCAGACCGCCCCGCCCUGAAGCAGGCCCGCAAAGCCAUUGAGAGGAAAGUUGCCAAGUGGCUGAAGGAAGCUGCCUGGAAGCUUGUGGGCUGAUGGACCCAACGACAGGUCACCUGAUCAUCUGACCGUCCUGACCAUCACUCAGCCAAUCAAGCUUUGGGCAGUGAAUCACAUGCUGCUGUGGACUGAGCCCCUCUCUUCAUGUUUCUCCCCAUGGGUCAGGUCCUCUAAGGUGGUGUUCUUCUGUUUUUUUUCUAACAUUCUUCUAGUGUUUUUCCUAUGGUUUUUCCUGGUGUUUUCCUAACGUUUUUCCUGGUGUUUUCCUAACGUUUUUCCUGGUGUUUUCCUAACGUUUUUCCUGGUGUUUUUCCUGGUGUUUAUCCUAUUGUUUUUCUAGUGUUUUCCUAACUAGAAGAAUGCUAGAAAAACGUUUUUACGUUUGUGGUUUUCUAACGUUUUUCUAACUUUUUAGUGUUUUUCCUAACGUUUUUCUAGUGUUUUUCUAGUGUUUUUAUAGCGUGCUUGAAUUUACUCCAGUAUAUAAGUUAUAGAUUUAUAUUUUAAUAGACCGUUUUAGUAAUUUUGGGAAACACUUAUAAUGCUGUACACAGUAUUUAAGUUUCCUAACUACGUACUAGUAGCGUAUAGCUAACCAGAGAGUCUCAGUAUAAGACGACUUUAACAUUAUGGAGUGUUCUAAGGUUUACAGAAUGUUCACACAUACAUUUUCCUUUGUCUGGAUUCAGUGAAGUUAUCUCAGAUAAUACAUUAUCUGAAUGUGUUUGAUAAAGCUUUGUAGCUUGUGUGGAUCUUUAUAGGAGGAGUUCAUUUGAUUUAAUCCUGCGAGUUGGAAAAGUAUCAUCAAUAAAAGUUUGCUGAUAA
Molecule: messenger RNA, 2462 nt
Organism: Salvelinus sp. IW2-2015
Lineage: Eukaryota; Metazoa; Chordata; Actinopteri; Salmoniformes; Salmonidae
Product: thymus-specific serine protease
Biological process (GO): proteolysis
Cellular component (GO): lysosome; endosome
Molecular function (GO): dipeptidyl-peptidase activity; serine-type exopeptidase activity
Source: RefSeq, a predicted model, not a curated record